CACAUACUAUUAGAGUGUACUGUGGAAUCGCUCAGCAAGCCAUCAACAUGCGGAUCCCAUUCCUGGCCGCUUCCUUCCCCUUUGUUCUUCUUCCCUUCGCCACCGCUCGUUCAUCCCAACAGCCUCUUCAAGUUUAUCUCUACCCGUCGCCCCAGUCCUCAACAAAUCAGCAGUUGACACCCCCAACAUUAUCCUAUACACAAGCAAAGGCUGUUCUUGAUCAUCAUCUCAGGCAGGAUUCUUCUGUCUUCGAUGAGAUUCCCGAAGAUGAGAGCAUGUGGGUGCAUCUGUUGGGAUUGUGGGAUUCAAGAGAGACUGGGAAGGCUAGAGUCGUUGUCGUGGAUGGUGGUGUAGAAGCUCAAGAUGUCUUGCCCCCGUCUUUACCUUCAGAGCCUUCAUUCUACCUCGACGACAAUGUUCGCUCUCAUUAUCUCCUUAAACCUUACGUCCAUAGUGCCAGGAAGACUUUCGAAUCCAUCGGUGAUGCUCUUCCUGCUUUUUCUAAGUCGAUUAAGGAUAUGUUUGACCUCGCUGGUACGAAGGCUGCGGAAAUCCUCUUUCAAGAGCUUUCUUGUCUUAGCGCCCUGGCAGACUCCCUUCCAUGGAUUGACCGUGCAGGCGAGCACCCUUGGAAUGCCGUCACCAUCACGGGCCUCAAAGAUGCGCAGAAAGGCUCUGAGCUAUGGGAGACUGGAAGGAAGACGGUGCAGGCUGGACUUGAGUCCAUGACAGGCUUUGACUCUCCUCCACUCCUGCUUAUUAUUCGGCCCUCGUCAUCGAAAGUUUUAUUGCCUCGAUCCGCUAUGACUAACUCUUUGCAAGGACGGUCGUUAUCAUCACAGACUUGCUACUCGUCCAAUGAGGCUUGCACCGAAGCUACCAACUGCAACGACAGGGGAAGAUGCGCUAUCAAAUCUGCUGAGAAUGAUUUGGAAUGUUGGGCAUGCAAGUGCAAAAACGGCUACACGGGUGAAGAAUGCCAGAAAGAGGACUAUUCCACCUCUUUCAUCAUCUUGAUUUUCUCCACCGUUCUUUUGCUCGCUCUGGCAGGAGGCAGUAUUGCUCUUCUCUCCACUAUUGGGGAGACAAAACUUCCAUCAACUCUCAAUCUUGCUGUCAGCGGCGGUGUAAAGCAUAAUUAGAAUGAGAUGCUCUCAACAAUAAUGUGGCAGGAUGAAUAACGAUGUGAAAAGAUGGGUGUGAUAAGAUAAUAAUAUUUGAUACAACAAACAAUUAUCCUUGAGAACUAUAUAUCACAAAAAACUAAACGAAACCGCCCUGAUCCUAAGCAUUACUUUGGG
Molecule: messenger RNA, 1301 nt
Organism: Cryptococcus deneoformans JEC21
Lineage: Eukaryota; Fungi; Basidiomycota; Tremellomycetes; Tremellales; Cryptococcaceae
Product: expressed protein
Exons: 5
Coding region: 48-1142 (364 amino acids)
Cellular component (GO): endoplasmic reticulum
Source: RefSeq, a predicted model, not a curated record